This is a messenger RNA of Sardina pilchardus (European sardine), 1301 nucleotides long. RefSeq names its product selenoprotein P (gene selenop). Gene Ontology annotation, cellular component: extracellular region. The transcript is spliced from 5 exons. Gene Ontology annotation, biological process: selenium compound metabolic process. The record is from RefSeq and is a predicted model, not a curated record. Gene Ontology annotation, molecular function: selenium binding. NCBI's taxonomy places the organism in Eukaryota, Metazoa, Chordata, Actinopteri, Clupeiformes, Clupeidae.
GUCCCCGUUUCAGAGAAGAAAAACAACUGGCGUAUAAAUAGGGGGGCUGCAGGGGAGAGGAAUGUUUUUGAGGAGUUGUGUGGGAGAGAUCAGGACUGAGGAUCUGACUGUUCAACGCAGAGCACGACCAGAGAGUGCGGAGGCCAUGUGGAAGGGGCUGGUCCUGGCCCUGUCCCUCUGCCUGCUCCCCGGGAGCGGCGGAGAGACAGGCAGCUCAGGGGGCAGCCGCUGCAAGCCGGCGCCUCGCUGGACGGUCGGGGAGCUGGAGCCCAUGAAGGAGUCCAUGGGCCGGGUGACCGUGGUGGCGCUCUUUCAAGCCAGCUGAUCUUUCUGCCUGGUGCAGGCGUCCAAAUUGGACGGGCUGCGCCUGAAGCUGGAGGGGCAGGGCCUGAGAAACAUCUCCUACAUGGUGGUGAAUGACAAGGCCGAGCACGCACGCAGGCUGCAUAGCAAGCUGGCGGAGCAGCUACCCAAACACAUCCCCCUCUAUGGGCAAAGCCCAUAUGAGCGGCAGGACAUUUGGCAGCUCUUAAAUGGGGAGAAGGAUGACUUCUUGAUCUAUGACAGAUGUGGACUUCUUACACAUCACAUAUCUCUUCCAUAUUCUAUACUGUCAACACCAUAUAUUGAGAACGCCAUAAAACAGACAUACUGCAAUUCGACCUGUGAAAAAUGUUCUCUGGAGAGUGAAGCAACACUAGAGGAAUGUGACCCUAGUUACAACAACAGCGUAACCAACAAUGAUGACGGUCCUGCCGUAGACCACAGCAGCCAUGGCCAUGGCCAUCACGGUCACGGUCACAACCACGGCGCUGACCACGGGCACCAUCACGGGCACGGUCACGCUCACGGCGCUGACCACGGGCACGACCACUCUCGCGGCCACGACCACGGUCAACAGCAGCAGCAGCAGGUCUAUCGGCCGCAGCAGGAGCAGGCACAUGCGCAGGCGCACCAUCACGACGCCAUGGGCCAGCGGCGGCAGCAGCACGUGCACCAGCUCAUCCAGCAGCGGGUGCAGCAGCAGCACCAUCAGCACCAUCAGCACCAGGCGCAGGCGCAGGUCCCCAUGGAUCUGGGCCUGGAGCUGGGCUUGGGUCAGGCUCAGGUCCGGCACGUUAGGGAGGUCAGGCAGGACGAGCAGCAGCAGCAGCAGCAGCCGUGAGCGCAGAAGAAGCCCCGCUGAAAGUCCAAGCACAGCUGAGAGUGGUCCAACGCUCUGCAGGACCCGUCCAGCUGAUGCUGACACUGACGGCAGCUGCUGGACGCCGGCAGCGGCGAGGGCCGCUGACACUGUGACG